UUCUGUCUCUUUCUCUCUGGGGUGUCCUUGCUGUUUUUGUAAACAUAAUUGAAGAGUUUUUGGGGUUGUUUUUUUUAACCUCCCGCCUGAGCUUAUUAAUGUCGCUCUCAGUAUCAGUUUCUGUUUGCCUCGUCAAAUUCAUUCCUUUUCCUCCCCGUCCAUUUAAUUGAACCCGUUUUAAAAAAACACAUAAUUAGCAUUUAAAUCUCCUUUCUACAGUCUCUUGCCCUCCCUACAUAUCUCUCUCUCUCUCUCUCUCUCUCUCUCUCUCCCCUCUCUUAGUCUUGCAGACUCUACAUGUCUCAGUCGCUACGGCAACCGAUGCUUUUUUUCCCCUCACUUGCUCUCUGUAUCUCCCCCUUCCUCUCGGUCUCCCUCUCUCAUUCCCUCUCUCCACUGCCAGAGGUAGGCAUGAUAACUGAUAUGUGUCGGAGUGCGUGUGUGUCUGUGUCCGUCUCCCGGUGUGCUCGUGUGUUUCUAAAGUGACAUUUCUGUGGCAUUUAGGCAGCAGUUGUUGGAUAGGAAGUUACCUCUCAAAGUGCCAUAUAGAGUACUGGCUCCAUGCAUGACGCCUCUAAUGAUGAUUAAUGUGCUGUGCUCAGGUGUGCGCACUGUAAAUGUGUGUGAGAGAGCAGAACAGAAAAUGAGCGUGUACUUUCGGGUGUUUUUGCAUGCAGAUGUGGAUUGUAUGAACAUGUGGCGCAUAAUUGAGUGUUAGAUUGAAAAGCCCAGGGGAGUCUGUGUAUAUUUUUUUUAUAAAAAAAAGUGACGGAGUUGGUUUUGUUCCAUUCCUCUUGCCUGUUUCUAUGUUAACAUAUUUUUUUAUCUGGCAACAUAAAAGAAGGAAAAAAAGCUGGACCCUCCCCCUUUCUCUCCCUCUCUCUCUCCCUCUCUUGCCCCUCUGUCCGAUCUUACAGAGAGAGAUGAGUGGAGGAGCGGAGUCUCAGUGAAUAGAGCGAAGCGAUGGAGAGAUGCUCCAUCUCUCUUGUCGCACGACUGACUGCCCUCCGCUGGCUCGUUUCCCUCCUCCUGGUUGCUCUGGUGACACAGCCCUCCACCUGUAACCGUGACGACAGUGAGGGCGAGGAGCAGGUGGACGCCCUGUCGGUCCAGCUGUCCGUCACCGCCCAGGUCACACCCACCCCUCUGUGGGCUGUGGUCUGGGGUCCCACGCAGCCUCUGGAGGAUGAGACCUACCACUUCCUCUCUACCCAGGAAACUGACCCCCUGCACCAGCAUGGGAACCAGCAGGAAGCCAACACCGCCACGUCCAAGGACUGGCCUUAUCCUGGUGCAAGUAUGCAGCCCAGAGAGGAGGCACCGCUGGAGUCUAGGAACCAGGAGGGAGUGGAGGACGGAGGGACGGAGGCGGAGGAGACGGAGCCUGAGGAAGUGGACCCUCAGUUCUACGUCACCGUGACCAUCUCCUCGCUUCUCAUCCUGACAGCAGUCGUCAUUACAUCCAAACUCUGUUACGAUCGCAGCUGUUCCCAGCAUCCGCCCCCGCUUUCCCGUGGCGUGGCUCCCCCCCUCUCCCUCGCGCUCCCUCGUUCCCUCGCUUCGGAGGACAGCCGGCAGACGUUGCACAGCACCUCCUCCUCCUUCGCCGACAGGGAGAGGAUCCCAGUUGUGAACCUCUGAGGUGACUGUUUUUCCAUAUGGUAAACAUUUCUAUGGGGCCUGAGGACGAACAUCAACAUGACCAGAGGGUGUGCCCACAGCGCUGUUUUAUUUUCUCUGAAACUGUGAAAUGAAUUCAGGGAUCCCAGGUAUCCUAAAACUCCUCAGCUCCCCUGAGGUCUAAAAAACCCAAACUCAUCUCCCCGCUGCUCCCCCCCGCCCCCCUUCCUUCCGUCCUUCCUCUGUGCUUGGUGUAAAUUUCUUUUAUGUGGCGCCGCGUCAUUUUAACCUGCUCCCUGUUUUCCAUCGCCUGUAUGGCCCCCGAGCUCUGCCAAGUUACCCAUCCACUCGCUUCGACCUGCCAUGACUAAUUCACAAACAAGCAGUUUAACCACCAUGCAACAUCCCAUUAACCCAGAUAUGCCCUACCUGUGCUUCCACAACUGUUUCCAGUGAUCCAGCUGCACAUGAGAAGCCGUUCAGUAUUAAUUCUAACCUCACUGACUGUUCUUUUAUGAAAUGAUGCUCAAAUUCAGUUCAGUCUAGCAGGCUUGUAUCUGGGUUGUAAAUGGUUAAAAAAAAGCCAUUCUCAGCAUCUCCAAAUACUGAACGGGGUAUUUCACAAAGCUGUUUGGCACGGCUGUAGCCAACAGGCAAUGUGUUUAACAUGUCACGCUCCAAAAACUGCUGUUUAUUCCCCGCUUUGGGCGCCUGAAAUGCAAAUAGUGUGGCUUUUUUCCUCAGCAAUGUGUAGAGGAGACUGUUUUGUUUCAGUUUUUCCUCAUGAUUUGUUCUCUUAAUUAUCUGGCCGACGUUCACCUCUUUGUGAGCACUCUGUUCCUGCUGGACUGUGUAGAGGUGGGUUAAGCAGAGAGUGGUGGAGAUAAAAUAUUCAGAACAGGGAUGGAUAGAACAAGCAUUCCUGUUGAAAAUCAAUGAUUCCCAAAGGUUUGGGAUGGUGCACAACAUAGACAGAUUUAUGUCGUCAUGGAAAUGAGCAUCUGUGAACAGUACCAGUGAUCAAAGGACUGAUGUUACAACAACAAGGAAUUUUUUCCACCUGAAAGCCAUCAAUCUGGAAAACAAAACCACCAUCAUUCCCUUCAUAUCAUUACCAAGUCACUCUAUAUCAGCUGUCUUGGGUGCACCAAAGGAAAGUAGUACAUCAAGGAGCAUAAUUUCUGUCUCUCCAAUGAAUCUGCAUGUAUACAGUAAGAAAACCUGUGAGAGUUGCUUCAAAUCUAUUAUUUAUAAAUGUCUAUUUUAUCUAUCAGCAAGUGAUAUCUUACAGAACCUUUCAAAGCCAAAUGUCAGUUUGUGUUUGGCAACUUUUUUAAGCAGCUUUGAGACAUGAACCCCCCACGUACACACAUUUCCACUACACACAUAGUGCUGGUGGCAUCAUGCGUGGCUCGUGCAAUCCUCCAGAUAUCCAGUCUUGUGAUUUUUAGUAGCAAUCCUGUAGAAAUGCGGUCUUUCUGUACCAUCGAAGUUAAAUAAUAAAGACUCAGAACUGGUGUUUUA
Micropterus salmoides (largemouth bass) is the source of this 3144-nucleotide messenger RNA. It is a transcript of the gene pianp, whose product is annotated as PILR alpha associated neural protein. The transcript has 5 exons. The record is from RefSeq and is a predicted model, not a curated record. Gene Ontology annotation, biological process: regulation of immune response. NCBI's taxonomy places the organism in Eukaryota, Metazoa, Chordata, Actinopteri, Centrarchiformes, Centrarchidae. Gene Ontology annotation, cellular component: membrane. Bases 964 to 1641 code for a protein of 225 amino acids.